GCGGUCACCAGAGGAAUGGUGGGAGUGGCGGUGAUAAGGACAUGGAUUGAGCCAGUGGUUGCAGGGUCUCAAGUGGCCAGUGCCUUCUAUGACACCGCACUGCUGAUGGUGCUGAAGAACUACUACAAUCAGACCAAUGGCACUGCUCCCUCCCACGAGCAGGAAGAUGCUCAGCAGAAGGCUGUCUCUAAUUUUUAUAUCAUCUACAACCUAGUCCUAGGCCUGAGCCCACUGGUGUCAGCCUACAGUUUGUCCAAGCUGGGGGACAGGAUGCAUCGGAAGAUCCCCAUCUGCUUCCCUCUUCUCGGCUACUUGGGCUCCAAAUCUCUCCUCCUCCUGAUGAUUCUGCUGGACUGGCCAGUUGAGGUGAUGUAUGGGGCUGCUGCCUUCAAUGGGCUUACAGGAGGUUUCACCACGCUCUGGGCAGGGGUCAUGGUUCUGGGAUCCCUGGGAUCCUCAGAGAGGAGAAGGUCUCUGCGUCUUAUCAUUAUUGAGCUGGUGUAUGGCCUUGCUGGCUUUCUAGGGAGCGUGGCAUCUGGCUACCUUUUUGUUGGCUUCAGUGAUCACCAUCGAGAGGGCACUGUGCUGGUGGGCUGCAGCAUUGCUUGCUAUGCUUUCUGCCUCCUCUACAGCAUUUUUGUCCUGACAGUCCCCAAACCAGCAGCUGCCUGCCCAGCUAAAGCCAAGAGUGCAGAGGAGGUGGGCAGUCAGCUACCAGACUGCACAGAAGUGUCAGCAGCAGAGAGUUCCCAGCCUUCAGAGAGCAGCAAGUCCUCUCCAGUAUCCCCAUCAAGACUCAUCAUCAUCAUGCUGUUUGUGGCAGCAAUCCUCUAUGACCUUGCUGUGGUCGGUGCAAUGAACAUACUCCCACUCUUCUUGCUUAGGGAGCCAUUGAGCUGGAAUGCUGUGGAGAUUGGUUAUGGCAAUGCUGCUGGAUAUGUGAUCUUCAUCACCAGCUUCCUAGGGGUAUUUGUGUUCUCCAAAUAUUUGAGGGACAUUAGCAUGAUCAUGAUUGGAGUAGCAUCCUUCAGCACAGGCAUUCUCAUUAUGGCCUUCGUGCGGUGGACAUUUCUGUUCUACAUCGCACGGGCAGUGAUGCUCUUUGCCCUCAUCCCCUUACCAACAAUCAGGUCCAUGUUAUCCAAGCAUGUUGAAGGAUCAUCCUACGGUAAGGUGUUUGUCCUGCUUCAGUUGUCUUUAGUCACCACAGGAGUAGUAACAUCUACAGUCUACAACAAGAUCUAUCAAAACACACUGAACUGGUACAGUGGCUUCUGUUUCAUUUUGUCCUUUCUAGUUGGCUGCCUGAGUCUCCUCCCCUUAAGCAUUGUGGCCAUCAAGCAGCACUCAACCUCUGGCUCUCUUGAGAUUCUGACCAAGUGA
Dryobates pubescens (Downy woodpecker) is the source of this 1383-nucleotide messenger RNA. It is a transcript of the gene SLC46A2, whose product is annotated as solute carrier family 46 member 2. The transcript is spliced from 4 exons. Gene Ontology annotation, cellular component: membrane. Lineage: Eukaryota; Metazoa; Chordata; Aves; Piciformes; Picidae. Bases 16 to 1383 code for a protein of 455 amino acids. The record is from RefSeq and is a predicted model, not a curated record. Gene Ontology annotation, biological process: transmembrane transport. Gene Ontology annotation, molecular function: transmembrane transporter activity.